GCUGAAUGACAACUUUUACUGCUUUGAAGGAGUUCAGUAUGUAAAUAUCAUAGACAUAUAGGAGCUCUACGUCAUUUCUCUGCGUACACUGGAGUCACGUGGGUCUACGCAUACGUGUUUAUGGCCGGAGUCACCGUGCUGCGAUCCCUUUAAACGCAGGGCGGAGAGUCGACUUCCGAUCCCCCGCGGAGUCGAUCGCGCCUGCACUUUUCUGCGUGCGCCGCCGCUUCCAUCGCCAGCCCAGCUGAUCUGGAGGAUUUCCCUUCGCUGGGGGGGGAGAAACGAACCGAGCCUUUCCGCCUCGCUUCCACCGGGCACCAUGGACUUCAACGUCAAAAAGCUGGCCUCCGACGCCGGCGUCUUCUUCACCCGGGCCGUGCAGUUCACUGAGGAGAAGCUCGGCCAGGCGGAGAAAACUGAGCUGGACCCUCACUUGGAUAACCUGCUAAUGAAGGCAGAUGGCACCAAAAACUGGACCGAGAAAAUCUUGAGACAAACUGAGGUUCUCCUGCAACCUAACCCAAGUGCUCGAAUAGAAGGGUUCAUUUAUGACAAGCUGGACAAAAAGCUUCCCUCCAGGAUGACGAACGCAGAACUGUUGGGCCAGUUCAUGUUGGAUGCAGCCUCCGAAUUUGGUACAGAGACUCCAUACGGCAGCACCCUGAUCACUGUAGGAGAGUAUCAGAAGCGACUGGGCGGAGCGGAGCGAGAAUUCCUCCAUACCUCCGCUUCCUCCUUCCUCUCUCCUCUACGCAACUUCCUGGAAGGAGACUGGAGGACUAUAUCGAAAGAGAGGCGGCUCCUCGAGAAUCGACGACUGGAUCUUGACAUCUGCAAGGCUCGCCUGAAAAAGGCCAAACAGGCAGAAGCGAAAGCCGCCAAUGCACCAGAUUUUCAAGAGACAAGACCGCGGAAUUAUGUUCUCUCUGCCAGUGCAUCAGCGCUGCUGAGUGAGGAAGUCGACAAAGCAGAACAUGAACUGCGCGUCGCUCAGACGGAGUUCGACCGACAAGCUGAGGUCACUCGGCUGCUGCUGGAAGGCAUCAGCAGCACACACCUCAACCACCUGCGUUGUUUGCAGGACUUUGCAGAGGCUCAGGCCACUUACUAUGCUCAGUGUCACCACUACAUGCAGGACCUCCAGAGAGAGCUCCACAGAUGUUCUAACACCGCUGGCACUUCCCACUCGACGGCCGCUGGCUGUCCCAGCCCCGUGUCCUCCGCUCUGCCGCCUGGGCUCUCCUCCCCCGGGACCACCGUGGCCCCUUCGUCCAGCGAGAGGUCCACCACGCUGGCCAUGGAGAACAGCCAGCUGCCCGUCACAGGCACCCGGAAGGCCAAGGUCCUGUACGACUACGACGCCCACGACGCAAACGAGCUCUCCCUUUUGGCCGAUGAGCUUAUUACAGUAUACACUGUGCCAGGAAUGGACCCGGACUGGUUGGUUGGAGAGAGAGGAAACCAAAAGGGCAAAGUACCGGUCACAUACCUGGAACUGCUGAGCUAAAGGUUCCAGCAACAUGCGCUCUUAGGAUAACCUCUUUUUUUUUUGUUUCUUUUUUUUUGUUUCUCACUCAUGAGCAUGUGGUUCUGUCGGCAAUUAUCAUGAAAGGAAAUUGUAGCAAACUUGUGUAAGUGUAAGGUCAUUAGUUUAAAAUAAAGUGGCCGUUCAUAAGCAAUUUCCUCCCAUUCCAUUUCCCGUUGUGUAUCCUGAGAAUGAGAACAAAAUGUGAAGUCUGUGUUUUGUUUGUUUUUUUGGCACAGCAUAUUGUCCGUUUUUGUGUGAAAAUUUUGACACUUUUUUUUUCUCUCUAUGUCCAAAAUAAAAGAUAUUCUAGUAUAUUGUAAUAAAGAUGAUUCCAGUCACUACUCAACACAAGGGUCUUAACUUGAAAUCAGCAUUUUGCUGAAGCCACUAUUCAUUAUUUUACUUCAAUCCCUCCAUUUUUUUAAUCUAUUUUUUUCUAACCCUUUUUUCCAAACCAGGGGAUAGAGGUGGGUUACACCCUUAACUGGUUUAUAGUACAUCAUAGUUCUCCUUUCUGCCUAAAAGGGCUUAAAGGUGGGAUUAUGGUACUGUGUUAUUGAUAAAUUCUUAAAGAUUCAGAUCUUUGACUCUAAGUUUGCACUUUUAUGGCUAGUUUCUGUAGAGUGAGAACUACAGUUUUUGUUACGUUGUUAAAGGCAGGAGUUGAUGGACACCUUAGUAUAGCUAAACUAUUCAGCCUCCUAUAAAUGUUUGUGCACAGGCUGGAAUUGUCCGAAAUAAAAGACCUGUUAAAUGUUGAAACUGAAGUUUUAGCUGGAGGAAGUGUUUGCAAGUGUUAAAUACCACUUUCUUCUUAUGUAGACAAAACAUACUAGUGUUAAGCAUGACAUUUAUGUUUUUUUUUGUUCCGUUUUUCUUUUCAGCAACUAAUGAAUUUGGAAUGUGGUGUCGUAUUUGGCUAAAGAUUUUCAUUUCCUAUCUGAGGACGUAUGAUGCAACUUGUAAUUAGGAUUUGUUGGGUGACUUUGAAGAGAUCCAAGUCAUACUUAUGUCUGACAUAAGAUUUUCCAAUAUAACGAUGUGUGCCUACAUGAUGGAUCCCAGAUUUCACAAUCAUCUCAGUAGUGACAACUCAUUGUUUUUUGUUUUUUUUUCCUAGAAUACGUUUACUGUCUUGGAACGUCUUUUUUUUUUUGUAGUUAACUUACCACAGACUGUUCACAACACAUUUACUUUAAUUGAAUCCAUAAGCACUGACCAUGGUGAUUAGUUGUUUAAUUAAAAAAAAAUAAUUACAAAAUCAUUUCAACAUUUAGCAAAUUUUCAAAACUGUAAAUUUAUGAAUUUAGUUAACUUUAUCUGGUCAGGAUUUGCAUGUAAACUUUCCAUAAACCUAAUUUGACAUCAGUUUUUCAAUCCAAAUCGAUCCAUCAAGGCUUUACAAUCAGGCUUUAUAGCGAAAAUUGAAUUAUUACAUUUGUUCCUCUUGGAAAAACCCAAUGCUUUGUAUUUGUGCAUAUUUGUGGAAAAGAGGUUGAGGUUUAAAUUUGUUUUUCAGUGUGUGCGUUUUAAAUUCAUACAUGUUAAUUUAUAGUGUUUUUAAAAUGUUUUUAUUUGAACGACAUAUGCAGAUGUCCGACUGAGAUCCCAUUCUCACCUUAUAACUUAUGGUGUAAUGUGCAAUAAACAAGUGUGUCACAGCAA
Messenger RNA from Menidia menidia (Atlantic silverside), 3193 nucleotides. The record is from the annotation of a GenBank genome assembly. NCBI's taxonomy places the organism in Eukaryota, Metazoa, Chordata, Actinopteri, Atheriniformes, Atherinopsidae.